Phymastichus coffea is the source of this 2810-nucleotide messenger RNA. RefSeq names its product sorting and assembly machinery component 50 homolog B. Gene Ontology annotation, biological process: protein insertion into mitochondrial outer membrane; mitochondrial respiratory chain complex assembly. The coding region runs from base 234 to 1703 and encodes 489 amino acids. The record is from RefSeq and is a predicted model, not a curated record. Gene Ontology annotation, cellular component: outer membrane; SAM complex. Lineage: Eukaryota; Metazoa; Arthropoda; Insecta; Hymenoptera; Eulophidae. The transcript has 8 exons.
UUGAGAAACCGAAUUAGAUUUUAAGGCUUGUUCAAUCCUACUUAUACACUGUCCAUGUGUGUGUGCAAGACAAUUGGACAUGUGAAAGGGUUGUCACGCUUGAGCGGUAGCAGUAGGUAGAACCGACGUGCAGCUUUUUUUCUUACAGUUGAAAAAAUUUGUGGUAUAUGACCUGUGACGACAAAUUUUUCGUGUUGAACGUUUAUUAACUCUUUUAGCGUGAUCCCCAUAACAUGGGUACUGUCUACGCUAAGGAGCCUGACACUGUAAAAGCUUUUGACUUCUCAUCUGAAAACAGUGCAAUGGAUGACGAAACAAAAUUUCAUAAAACAUGGAACUGGGGAAAGGACACACCCCUUGCAGAGGAGAAGAAAAAGUCUCAGCCUGUUGUAGAUUUAAAGACCGUUAGGACACGAGUAGACAAAGUUCACAUUGAUGGACUUUGUCGUACGAAAAAUGAUAUUAUCAAAUCACAAGUUAAGGAACUAUUCAAAGCUCAGGAUUUUGAGGAUGUUAUUAUAAAUACUUACACAGUGCUUAAUAAACUGAGGUCUCUGGGAUGUUUUAAAAAUAUUGAAGUUUAUAUUGAUGCUAGUCAUGGUCCUGGUGCAACACCAGAAGGAGUAGAAGUCACAUUCACAGUUAAAGAACUAAAGAGAAUAAUGGGUAGUAUACAAACAAUGGUUGGGAAUAAUGAAGCUUCUCUUUUGAUUGGAGCAAAAACUCCAAAUUUAUUUGGUAGGGGUGAGAGACUUCAAAUGGAGUACUCAUAUGGUCAUAAAAACUCUUCAAAUAUUAAUAUUUCUGCCAUCAAACCAUUUUUUACUGGCAGACUAAACAAAAUAAUAACAACGAGUAUUUAUACUACAAAGUCUGAGUUCCCCUGGUCUGGUUACAAAGAGAGCGACAAAGGUUUCCUAUUAGAUUUUGCAUUUAAUGGUAAUUCAUUAGGCACCAUCAAGCAUCACUUUCAGUAUGAAGCAGCUGUAAGAGACUUGGCUGCAACCAAACAAGUAACAUUCAAAGUAAGGGAACAGUGUGGUCCCACUUUGAAAUCAUCUCUUAGACAUAUUUGCAGAUUGGAUAAGAGAGAUGAAAAAAUCUUUCCAUCUACUGGAACUCUUCUGCAGUGCACAACAGAAUUUGCUGGACUUGGAGGAAAUAUUGGUUUCUUCAAAAAUGAAUUAGCAUUUCAAACAAAUUGGUCACCACAUGAAUGCCUUACUUUCCAGUUAGCUGCUCAAACUGGUUUUCUUAGAGGGAUCAAUAACGAUAUGAAAAUAAGUAUUGCCGAUAAUUUCUUCCUUGGUGGACCAUUAGGCGUCAGAGGUUUUGAAAUGAGGGGUUGUGGACCUAGAGAAGAAGGAUUUGCUCUUGGUGGAAAUACAUAUUGGGCUGCUGCAUUACACUUCUAUACUCCGUUGCCGUUUAGGCCAGGCCGAAAUAGUUUCGGAGACUUAUUUAGGUUACACGGGUUUAUUAAUGGCGGCAAUGUCAAAAAUACCUUGUUAACGUUUGGAGGUAGUUAUGAAGAAAAUCUAACAAUGCUUACGAAAAAUCUACGCUGUGCAGCUGGUUGUGGUAUUGCUAUGAAACUCGGAAACAUUGCGCGGGUAGAGCUUAAUUUUUGUCUCCCAUUAAAGUUCUUGAGAACUGAUGUACAGCAACCAAUACAAUUAGGUCUAGGAGUUGAGUACUUAUAAAAUAAAAUACGUAUAAUAAUUCAGUUAAAAGUAGAACGCGGAUUCAUCAUAUUUUCGUUCCUGCGUCACUUAUUUUCAUGAGUCCUUGUUCAGAACAGAAGAAUAAAAAAAAUAGAAUAACAAUUUGUUGAACGAUCAAAAAAAGAAUUAUUUCAAUAUCUUCUUAUUUUUGUUUAAAAAUUCAGAGCUUAGUUAAAAUAGAAUAAUGCAUUUAUAAAUAAUUAGUUUCAUCAAAAGUUUUUGUUCAACGCUUAUCUUAUAGAUCGACGCGUGGAUUAUAUAUUAAAUGUUUUAAAUGUUUCGGCUUUGACAACAGAUUUUUCUUUCAAAACGAUGUGAACAUCAUAUCUUGAAAAUAUAUAGUUUUCUUAUUACUUGUUAUGAUUUGCUUGCACGAAGAUAAUUAACUGUGAAUAAUGAAAUUCUUAGUGACGAUUCGAUACGAUAUUUGUCAGCAAGUGUACAAGGUGUAAAGGCGUACGAAAAGAUGUAAUACUAUAUCUUAGUAUAAACUGCCGGAAACGUAAAAUUUUUUAGAAUAUAAAAACAUCAUAAUUUUUCAUUUUGAACCUAAACAAAGUGAUAAUUAGUGAAACAUUUUUUAUUGUACGAACGCAGCAGUUAUGUGCUUGAACAAAGUCUAUAUACAACUACAAGUCAUUAUCCCCCCCUCCCCAAAUGAAGAAAAAGGCAAAUGUAGUCUCACGAAUUCGUUGCCGAUGUUGCAUCAUGCUAUUAACUAUACAAGUGUUAGCGCAGAGCGCGACAAGUUUAGGGCGUGUAACGGGCAGAAUAAAAGAGAGAGACCCGAUAUAUUUUCCAAUGUAGGGUGUGGAUUACAUCUUAUUACAAUCUGCAUUUGAUUGAAAAUCGCAUCGUUCAUAUUACGAACAAAGUGUUCACGAAUAAUAGUACAUAUGUUUUUUUAUUUGUGAUUCGUCACGAUUAUCAUGGUUUCUUUCAUUAAAAAGCCUUUUUCAAAAAUUUCCAAUUUCCUUGCAAUGUUUCCAAAUCGUUUACGUUCAUCCCUAUACUCCGCGAUAAUUGCAGCGGGAAAUUCAAUUUUCUGUGGUUUGUUAUGUAGAAGAAACAAUAUAUUUAUAAAUA